Messenger RNA from Aspergillus welwitschiae, 1425 nucleotides. RefSeq lists its product as uncharacterized. The record is from RefSeq and is a predicted model, not a curated record. The transcript has a single exon. The coding region runs from base 1 to 1425 and encodes 474 amino acids. NCBI's taxonomy places the organism in Eukaryota, Fungi, Ascomycota, Eurotiomycetes, Eurotiales, Aspergillaceae.
AUGCAGACAGGCGUCUUUGGACCUAACCUCUACUCCCUUGAACAUGAAGAGGAGACGGAAAAAGGCCUUGUUGCCGAUAUACUGGCAAUACCGGAGCUCAGGAAAUCCUGGAUCCCAGACGUCGGUCCCCGGUUGUUCCAUUCUAAAAGCGCGGUGGGAUGCUACGAUAAACAUAUGAAACCGUACCCAAUGGAAGAAAGUCUAGCAUGGACGCGUUCCCUCAUGAAGUUUCCUGAUAUUCCCCGUCCUCUCAAGGCCCCUCCUCGCUCCGGCAUGAUUCCACGCGGAAGAGUUAACCUGCGCUCCAUGGCUGAGACGUUCGAUGUUCCUGAUACUCCAUUCUGGAAUGCAGCUGCUGAGCAGACAUAUGGAUAUAUUUGGUGUAUGGAAGAUGAUAAUCUUAUUUGCAAAGACUGUGUGCGUGGAACUGCCUCGGUCGGUGUGUUGGCCACGUUUCCCGAUUAUUAUCACUUCUGUCAGGAGUUGUACCCGGUACUGGAAUUGAGUGCAAAACGCACAGUGGAAUUUAUCGACCAUGUCCAUCGCUGCCACCCCAAUGGUGAAGAAGAUCACAAAGUGAUGGAUGCGUGGCUGGCGACCUUGCAGGCUAUCUAUCUUGACGUUCUUCACCCCAAGGCAGACAGCCUGAAAUGCCCAGCAGACGAACUGCAAAGCAUCCGUUACCGACUGAUCAAUUCUGGUGUUCGGGCUCUGACUCUGCAAGCGAGACUGGAGAGAGGUCCUUUGAUAGGGGAUGAUGUUAUUGUUGACGCUGUUUCGAUUGCCAUGAUUACCAUGCACGAUGCGUGUGAUUACCGGCAUGACAACCAGGCCAAUGAGUUCUACAAUGUCAUGACAAUUGUCAGUGCCCAUCGGGGUGUGCCGGGGACGAACAUGAUCCGCCGAUUUUGCAUUGAUGUGUGGGCUUGGGCUGUUGAUAAUGGAGCAGACUGGGCAAUUCACCUAGCGGGACGCUUACUGGCCUGGCAACUCUACAUGGCGCGGUAUAGAACCCCAAUUCUCUUCGACCACUUAGUUCCUGCCGAUGCGAACAAUCAGCCCAAGGAAGAUCCUUACAGCGACCCGGUUCUGAACAGUAUGAACCCGCUACCACCAAGCUCACAGCCGUAUGACUUUGAUCUCCGCAACCGAUGUGGCAAUAAGGAACGAUAUGACGAGCUUUUGCGCGACUCUUUGGCUCAUUUUGAUACCUGCUCUGGCUGUCAUCAGUAUGAUAAGGUCUCCUGGGAAGCUCGAGUGCCAUUCAUUGGUCGUGCAUAUGAGAAAAAGUAUUCUGACUGCACCUGCUUGAAUGCCAUAAGCACGUACAUGAUACUUGCCUGCAUGGAGCCGGUCUGGUGGGCUAUGGAUUAUGCGGCCGAAUAUACCGGCCCAAUGGAAGAAUGGUCGCCGAUGCUUUGUUGA